This is a messenger RNA of Danio aesculapii, 2222 nucleotides long. RefSeq names its product cytochrome P450 7B1 (gene cyp7b1). The coding region runs from base 233 to 1747 and encodes 504 amino acids. The record is from RefSeq and is a predicted model, not a curated record. Gene Ontology annotation, molecular function: heme binding; steroid hydroxylase activity; oxidoreductase activity, acting on paired donors, with incorporation or reduction of molecular oxygen. The transcript has 6 exons. Gene Ontology annotation, biological process: cholesterol homeostasis; bile acid biosynthetic process. NCBI's taxonomy places the organism in Eukaryota, Metazoa, Chordata, Actinopteri, Cypriniformes, Danionidae.
CGUGUCGACUUCGUGCAAAUCUCGCAUUUGUUUGCGUGUUAUCUUCAUUUCUUGACAUAUAUCAGUGGACUCUGGCGUUUAAUUAGUGCAGUGAUCAGCGCUUUUUCACUUUUAAAUUGACAGUGACCGAACCUGGACGUCUCCAGCGUACAGUAGUAGUAGCCUGUAUGGUAAAGGCUUAUCCGCGCCAGUCAUCUAACGUUAGGUGUUUUCACUCAGAGGAUCAUUGAUAAUGUUGGAGUAUUUAUUGACGAUAUUUCUGGGUUUAAUCUCCGUGCUGCUGUUGUACUCCUUCUGCGGACGGAGGCGGAAGGAUGGUGAACCCCCGCUGAUCAAGGGAUGGAUUCCAUUCCUAGGGAAAGCGCUAGAAUUCAGAAAAAACUCUCAAGAGUUUCUUACACAACUGCAGAAGGAGCAUGGAGAUGAUUUUACUGUACUUAUUGCUGGAAGAUACAUAACAUUUAUAAUGAAUCCUCUCCAGUACCCGUCUGUAGUCAAACAUGGGAAACAGCUGGAUUUCCACACAUUCUCAGACAGCGCAGCAUCUAGGACGUUCGAUUACCCGCCGAUACGCAGUGGUCGUUUCCCGGGCUUGAGUGACCGAAUCCAGAGGGGUUACACUCUGCUGCAGGGACCCGCGCUCGACCUGCUCACAUUCAGCAUGAUGGGAAACCUGCAGAAAGUCCUCAGACAACUGUUCCUGUCCGGUGAAAAGGCUGAUGAUCAUUGGCAACAGGCUGAACUGUACGAGUUUUGUAAAAGCGCAAUGUUUCAGAGCACUUUCAAGACAUUAUAUGGGCAUUCUCCACAUCUGCACCUGGAUCAGCUGAGAAAGGACUUUGAGAAGUUUGAUAACAUGUUCCCUUUACUCAUGGCCCGUAUUCCCAUUGGACUGCUGGGGAAAACCAAAGAAAUUCGUGAGAAGUUGACAAGGGUUUUUUAUCCACAAAGAAUGAUGGAAUGGACGGCCCCAUGCGAGUUUGUACAGACCCGGACGGCUCUUUUCCAGGAAUAUAACACGCUUCAGGACAGAGAUAAAGCAGCGCAUCAUUUCGCCAUGCUUUGGGCAUCAGUGGGAAACACUAUCCCAGCAGCCUUCUGGUGUCUGUACCACCUCAUUUCCUGUCCUGAAGCCCUGGCAGCAGUUCGAGAGGAGAUCAUGAACGUGGUCGGAGAGGAAAACAUGCAGUUGAUCUUCAAAGAGGACAUCACAAUCACACGACAACAGCUAGAACAGAUGGUUUACCUGGAGAGUUCAGUGAAUGAGACUUUGCGUCUCUCCUCUGUGUCCAUGAACAUCCGUGUGGUUCAGGAAGAUUUCUGUCUGCGUCUGGACGGCCAGCGCUCAAUCAACCUGCGCAAAGAUGACAUCAUUGCUCUUUAUCCACAAAGCACACACUUCGACCCCGAAAUAUAUGAAGAGCCUGAGCGCUUCCAGUUUGAUCGUUUCGUGGAGGACGGCAAGGAGAAAACAGACUUCUACAAAUGUGGACAGAAAGUGCGGUACUAUCGCAUGCCUUUUGGCUCAGGAGCCACUCAGUGCCCGGGCCGCUUCUUCGCCAUGAAUGAGCUGAAGCAGUUUGUGUGUGUGACUCUACUCAUGUGUGAAAUGCAGUUGCUAGACGGACAGCAGGAGGCGUCGCUGGACAACAGCCGAGCUGGUCUGGGCAUCUUGCCACCCGCUAAUCCAAUCCCAUUCAAAUACAAAACCAGAAAAACACUGGACUGCACAGACAGGGAGGAAUGAACUCUGUGAAUAGUGAAUGGUUCUUAUAUAAGUUCAUCUAUAUACAGUAGUCAGCGUUUAUAGCGGAUCAAAAAUGUUUAUAUAAAUUCUCCAAGGCAAAAAAAUAAGUGUUGUUCAAUAGUUUUAGGACAGCUUUGAUGAAAGUUCAGAUCCACUUCAAAUGUUGACUGCUGUAUAUUACAUACAUUUUAUAAAAGUGCAUGGGUGUUUUACUUUUUCAUUUCCACAGGUUUCGGUUAAAGAUGUGGUACAUAGGCCUAUUCACACAUUACACUGCCAUUGAAAAAGGGUGCACUGCGGUUUUUAUGUCAGGGUUUGACGCACUACUGUGAACAGAUGUCUUACUGUGUGAAUUAAUGGCAGCUUUUAUCAGACCCCCUAGUUUUUCACAUUUUUUUUUACGAUUUUUUAAUUUAUUUUCGAUAAAAUGACGGAUUUUGUGGUGGUAAUUUGUCAGAAAUUUGUGCACAAUUUA